Molecule: messenger RNA, 3290 nt
Organism: Myotis brandtii (Brandt's bat)
Lineage: Eukaryota; Metazoa; Chordata; Mammalia; Chiroptera; Vespertilionidae
Product: UPF0061 protein ETA_18310-like
Exons: 19
Coding region: 178-2016 (612 amino acids)
Source: RefSeq, a predicted model, not a curated record
AGGGGAAGGGUGCGCGGCGGCUGGGCCCCUUCGCCCCCUGCCGAUCGAGGGUCCGGGAGGAGCUAGUCGUGACCCUCUCCCUGGCCAGCAGUCUUUCCCGAACGCUCCCUGGGGUUCACGGGGUCAGUAGCUCCCACAGAGCAAACAGUACCUUGGGGUGACCGGCUGUUAGCAGAAAUGCCGCCGUGCGCCAGACUUCCAGUCACUAACUUCUCUUCUGCAUAUUCAGACGGGAAAAUGACUCCAAGAAUCGGGUUCCCGUUUUGCUGCUUAAGCCGGAGGCUACAGAUUCCGCGGCUGCUUCUCGUGUGUGUGACCUGCCACGCCACUGCCAUCGGCGCCUUAUUGCAACCUGGCCUGGAAGGAAAUGCCCGCCUUUUGCAACUUCUCAAUAACAGGUCAAACCAGGAGCAGGGCUAUUGUGAAGCAGAAGCUAGAUUAGCUUCGUCUCUCGACUUUUGGACUCUCUCCUCUGAAAACCUCAUAGCUGUGUUGCCAGUUGAUCCUGUUAAAGAAAAUUAUAUUCGUAAAGUGAAAAACUGUGUUUUUUCCAUUGCUUUCCCUACUCCUUUUAAAUCAAGAGUACACCUUGUGGCAGUUUCAAAGGAAGUUCUAGAAGAUAUUUUGGACCUUGAUUUAUCCGUCUCAGAAACAGAUGAUUUUAUCCAGCUUGUAAGUGGCAAAAAGAUUGUAUUUGGAUCCAUUCCAUUGGCUCACAGAUAUGGUGGCCAUCAGUUUGGAAUAUGGGCAGAUCAGCUUGGGGAUGGAAGAGCCCAUCUUAUUGGAAUUUACAUGAACAGGCUGGGUGAAAAGUGGGAACUUCAGUUAAAAGGCUCAGGAAAGACCCCAUACUCCCGAAAUGGUGAUGGCAGAGCUGUACUUCGUUCCUCAGUGAGAGAAUUUUUGUGUAGUGAGGCUAUGUACUAUCUUGGAAUCCCAACCAGCAGAGCUGCAAGUCUAGUUGUAAGUGAUGAUGAAGUAUGGAGAGAUCAGUUCUACAAUGGGAACAUUGUGAAAGAACGAGGUGCAGUAGUGCUUCGCGUUGCAAAAUCAUGGUUUAGAAUCGGAUCAUUAGAAAUUUUGUCUCAUUAUGGUGAACUGGAUUUACUAAGGACAUUAUUAGAUUUCAUCAUACAGGAACAUUUCCCCUCAUUAGAUAUCAAAGAUCCUAAUAGAUAUGUGGAAUUUUUUUCCAUUGUGGUAUCUGAGACGGCACAACUGAUUGCUCUGUGGAUGUCUGUUGGUUUUGCUCAUGGUGUUUGUAAUACUGAUAACUUCAGUUUGUUAUCCAUUACAAUUGACUAUGGUCCAUUUGGUUUUAUGGAAGCCUAUAAUCCAGAUUUUGUGCCAAACACAUCUGAUGAUGAAAGAAGAUAUAAAAUAGGAAAUCAGGCCAAUAUUGGGAUGUUUAAUUUGAAUAAGUUGCUACAAGCUCUAAACCCAUUACUGGAUCCAAGGCAAAAGCAGCUUGCCGCUCAGAUUCUUGAGGGGUAUCCUGUUCUCUAUUAUACAAGAUUUAGAGAAUUGUUCAAAGCCAAAUUGGGACUACUUGGAGAAAGGAAGGGUGAUGAUGAUUUAAUUGCAUUUCUCUUACAUCUCAUGGAAAACACAGAAGCUGAUUUUACAAUGACAUUUCGGCAGCUCAGUGAGAUUACUCAAAGCCAGUUACAGGAGCUCAACAUUCCUCAGCAAUUUUGGGCACUGAAGAUGAUUUCAAAACAUGAACUCUUUCCUGCCUGGGUGUCCCAGUACCUUUUGAGACUGAAGAGUAACAUGAAUGAUUCAGAUAGUGAAAGAAGAAAAAGAAUGAUGACUAUUAAUCCUAGAUACGUGCUGAAGAACUGGAUGGCAGAGUCUGCAGUGCAAAAAGCAGAAAGGAAUGAUUUUUCAGAGGUCUAUCUUCUGCAGCAAGUUCUUCAGCAUCCUUUUCAGAAGCAUUCUGCAGCCGAGAAAGCAGGCUACUCCUCACCUACUCCUGCUUGGGCUAGAGAUCUCAGAGUUAGCUGCUCAUCUUGAUUUGGAAAAAAGAAAUUAAAGAAUACGUCUGUCAUUGAACUCAACAUAGAAUAAUUAAUUUGAUAAAUUCUUAUCUACAUUUUGAUGAAAAUCCUGAAUUUCAUAGUGAUUAUAUAUAAAAAUAUUCUUAACUAGAUAAACUGGACCUAUUUUUUGUAACAUCUUUGUGAUCAUUUUUUUUUUUUCCGAAAGCUGCUUUAUUAUAUACUUGAGUUACAGGAAGUUACAUCACAUCUGGGAGGGCCUUUGACAUCAUGAGAUCCAUCCCCUUACCACUGGGCGGGAGAGUCAAACUGGAUGGCGUCCAGUCUUUGACUGGUCCCGCCUCCAGGGCCGGGCUUUUGCCCUCACACUGAAUCCAGCUGAUGUAAAUUAAGCCAACUGUAUUCUACCGGCCCUUAACACCUCCCCCUUUUUAAAUAUAUUUUUGCAGCUAAAAUCAAAAGCAAAACUUUACAUCAAGAACAAGGCUUUGACUAAAAGCUAAUAACAAAUUGAUAUCAAUGCAAACACAAUAAUAAUAGAGAAAUCAAACUACAGCUAUGUCAAUAUUCUUGCUACUGAUUGAAAAGUCUCUUUUGCUGCUGGUGUAUAUUUGCUCAGAGUCCUUAGAGUUGAUUGUGCAAUGUCUUAUAGAAGACUGGCAGCUAACCAAUGUCAGCAUGGCCAGAAACAUGGUUGAGGUAGUAAAUUCUGCCUUCUGUCGGCUUUAGUAGUUAACUUCUUCUGCAUCACUGUCAUCAGGGCAACUCUCAGUCCCUUGAACGAUGGGGCAAGCAGCUUCUCCGGGUGCAUCAUGGCGACGCACGUAACUCUCUGGCAUCCAGAUUGGCUGUGCUGUUCCUUCUGGAAAGAUAAAAAACACAACCUCUUCCCAACAUUAUUAUUGCAUCUGAUAAAAUUUUUGUCUGGUUUUUGCCUUCUUCAACCAGGCUAACUUGGUGGAGGCUAUUGUACAGGAGGCCUGAUGCCAUUUGGCUGCUGUACAACCCUCUGCAUUGCAAUUCAAAAAAAUUUUAAAUAUAAAGCAAAAAAUUUUUAAGUAUAAAAUCAUGACUGAGUUUGCAUUUGAGGUGAGACAUAACAUCUGUCUCCCCCUUUUUGUUUUAAUAAUUGCAUCUUAAUAGUACGGUUGGCUUACUUUAAAAUAGCUUGAGAAUUAAUAAGUGAUAUUAGUUUUAUGAUAAAUUUGAUAUUGCUGACAAAAAUACUGUAAACAGUCGCACUAACCGGUUUGGCUCAGUGGAUAGAGUGUCAGCCUGCGGACUGAAAGG